CAGGGUACUGUUUAGCAUGUCGCAGGUGUUUUCCCUUCUUAAAGAUUCUAACAAGCGCGCAGUUUAGGGACCUGAUCUUCUGCAUGCGCUAGGUACUGUGUCCGUGCACCAAAUGCGCGGAUUCAUCAAAUGCGCGCAUCAACAAGAACGAGUCAAACUUCACACCCAUUUUGCUCAACGCCACUAUGUCGCUCAAUCUAGCCCUUGCAGAGAUAGCUUAAUUAAGCCCUUGCGAAAAUAUUCUGUAACGUACCUCACAGGCGAGUGGCCGGCCCGGGCGAGUGACUGGAUUUUGCCAAGACCACACCAAACUUCAUACAACCCAUAAUGUCUUAACGCAAAAAGGCUUAAAGUAUCUUAAAGGAAC
Messenger RNA from Didymella exigua CBS 183.55, 367 nucleotides. RefSeq lists its product as uncharacterized. The record is from RefSeq and is a predicted model, not a curated record. The transcript has a single exon. NCBI's taxonomy places the organism in Eukaryota, Fungi, Ascomycota, Dothideomycetes, Pleosporales, Didymellaceae. Bases 113 to 328 code for a protein of 71 amino acids.